GCAGGGGAAUGAUCCUUGUACCUUUGGAUCCACACGAUCCCCUGGUGCGGCUGCGGCACGUGUUGUCUGAAGCCCAGGCUUCAUGUUGUGUUACCAAAGACUGGGGCGAUGCCAAGAAGCUGUUGGAAGCCUUGGAAGCUCCGGUCUCUGGCUAUGGCUAUGCAUCCAAUGCCAUUGAGGUCAUCGAUCUGAACCUGGCCUUUCCUCUGACAGAUCUGACAGAGGAACUGGAACUGAGCCAGCUGCAACCACUGCAACCACUACCAGACUCCGUGGCAUACAUGUGGUUCACUAGCGGCUCAACGGGGCAACCGAAAGGUGUCCUGGUCUCGCAUCGGGCUUUCUGGAACUGGUGCAUGGUGAAAAAUGCGCCUCAAGGCAUCACUCCCGAGAGCGUGGUGCUGAUUGCAUCAGCCUCAACCUUCGAUCCCUCCAUUGGUGAUAUUUUUGCUACCUGGGCAGUGGGCGCUGCAGUGGCUGUGGCCCCACGCAUGUUGUUUUUCGCCAAUCUGGGCUGGGCCAUCCAACGCUUGGGGGUGACGCAUCUCACCUGCACGCCGUCCUUGUGGCAAUCCCUGGAGGACCUGGAGCUACCAAACCUCACAGUCUGCCUGGGUGGAGAACGGUCGCCACAGCCUUUGCUGGACCUAUGGGCGUCCAAGUUGACCCUGCUGAACACCUACGGCACCACGGAGUGCACAGUGUGGCAGACUUUGCGGCGAAUGAAGCCGGGAGACAAGGCUACUUUGGUGGGCUGCCCCUAUCAGGGCAAUGAGAUCCAAAUCCUUGAACGCGACGGCAUGAAGGUGAUGGACGCUGGUGAAGUGGGAGAGAUUGUGCAGGGCGGCGUGCAGGUUGGGAUUGGCUACCACAAUCGACCGCAACUUACCGCUGAGAAGUUCAUCGAGAUCCCUGGCCGGGGGCGCUGGUACCGUACUGGUGAUGGUGGGGUGCUUCAUGGGAACGAGUUGGAAGUGGUGGGCCGAUUUGACAGCCAGGUGAAGAUUCGAGGUAUGCGAGUGGAGCUGGGAGAAAUUGAAUCCGGUGUAGUGAAGGCAGCUGCCGGGCUGCUCAGCAAUUGUGCAGUGAAACUACGUGAUGGUGGCUUCCUGGUGGCUUACUGCCAGGUUUCCACCGCUGCUGCCGUCAUGAUGCACGAGUCCUAUUGCAUUCUGCCCGUCAUGAGUGACUUCCUGCUGCAACGGUCUAGCAAAGAACUGCCUCGACACAUGUUGCCCAGCAAGUUCAUCCUGAUGCAACGACUUCCUUUGACACCUAAUGGGAAGGUGGACGGCAAGGCGUUGCCGGAAGCGGUGGAUGCUUCCAGUUGUGCCUCCACAUCCCUGACGUCCUUGGAGCGAGUGGUCGCCACCGUCUGGGAGGAGGUCCUGGGCCGGAAGAACCAAUCUAUCUCGCCCAACGACCACUUCCUGGCACUGGGGGGGCAUUCCAUGUCUGUCCUGCAGGUCUCCCGGCGGCUACUGAAACUGGCGGCUGCAGCUGGGCAAGAUGUGAGCCCUGCCAGUCCUUUGGGCAUGUUGUUGGCUCCUGAGAAGUUGAUCCAUUCACCGCGGCUGCGGAUCUACUGCCAGAUGUUGGCGCGGGGAGGUGUGCGCUUGAUGGAGACGGAUGGUGAUGUGGUGAUGGGUGAGCCCAUCAAGGAAGAAGAUGCUGCUGAGCUGCGGAUCAACUACGUGAAGCACAAGGUGAAGCAAAAGGAUCAAGACCCAGAACUGGACCAUGCCGCAUGGGAGCAGGUGCCAGUAAACGGAAGCGAACUUCUGCUGUGUCGUGCUGCCGAAGCUGGGCUGUUGCCUCUGGUGCAGCUCCUGCUGUCCGAGGGAGCCAAUGUGGAAGGAGGCUCCUUGGAAGGCCAGUACGCAAGACAUGGCUCCACACCACUGAUUCUGGCCGUGAUGGGGAACCACAUCUGCUGCGCCGAAGAGCUGGUCGCCCACGGUGCCCUGAGCGAGCGCCGGGACGCGCAUGGGCAACCGGUGCUGCAGAAGGCGGCGGAGCGCUGUGGGGAACGCAUGGUGGAGAUCCUGGUGGAGGCCCGUGCGGAUGUGGAGUCAGUAGCCGGGAGCACAGUCGGCGCUCAAAGCAUAGUGACAUUGCUGGUGGCCAAAUCACACGGAAGGAUGGGAUGAUGAUGGGAUGUACCAAAUAGGAAGAUUAUCGAAGUGGAGAACCCGCAGGAAACCAGAUAUUCGAAGUAAUUAAUUAAACACAUCCCAAGGAAAACACAUCUCAAUGCCCAUGGCCCACUGAGGACACUGCUAGCCGCAGUACGGCUCUACAUGCUGCAGCCAAAGCAGGGAACGUGGCAUCGACCCGAGCCCUUUUGAAGAGUUCCGCGCGAAUGGAUUGGUUGGACCGCUGGAACCGCACAGCGCUUCACUGGGCCAUUUUCCAUGGUCGCGUGGACGUGUGCCAAGCCCUGCUGGAUGCUGGGGCCAAAACCACUGGGACGCUGGGAGAGCAGGGCGGCCGAAUUCGGAUGGCUGAUGUGCCCUGUGGCAACCUGCCCAACCGUGUGUCCAAGUUGGCCAACAGCUUUGUAACACCACUGGCGUUGGCGAAGGAACGCUUUCCCUCCGGGGGUCCAGUGGUGGAUUUGUUGGCUUCCCGUCCCAAAUCCUGACCUUCCGAAGCUUCGCCGGCUUCGCCGGCUUCGCCCAUGCCCAUGGUGUCCCAUGGGUGUCCCGGCUCGACGAUGUGACGAUAUGUGACGAUGUGAACGGAGGCCAAGGUCAUCGGAUGUCGGUCGUGGUCCAAGGUCCAACUCGAGCAGAUCUCGAUCUCGGACUGCGAUUUGCUGAGGGUUGUGCUGAUGGACCUGUGCUGAUGGACCUGUGACAACUGUCGUCUCAGAGCAGAGUGUACCUGGAGAUUUUGGAUCUCAUCCGAGUCGCAUCCGAGUCUCCGAGUUGAACGUGGUGGAAAAGGAUUGCUCAAAUGACA
Cladocopium goreaui is the source of this 2964-nucleotide messenger RNA. The record is from the annotation of a GenBank genome assembly. NCBI's taxonomy places the organism in Eukaryota, Dinophyceae, Suessiales, Symbiodiniaceae.